GGUAUUCUAUGAUUGGAACUUUCCUUGUUCUUAUGUAUGCGUUUGACUCAUUAAUUAAUUUUUUGCCGUUUCUAUUAACGAGCUAAUUUAAGAUGCGAACGCUUAAAUUAGCGAACUAGCGUAAGUCUAAUGUUCGGAAAUAAAUCUUUUUGCGGACUGUACUCGGAAAGUGUGGUUAAAUGGCGAUAGAAAAUGCUUAAACAAGUGUAAAAGAAAUGGAAUCGCCUCCGUCGAGCUCAAGUUGGUCUCAGGCUUUUAUUCUGAGCGACGACAGCGGCUUAUUACUCACCAACGGGUCAGCGUCGAGUUGGAGCACCAGUUUUGAGAGUCGCAGCGAUAAAAGACAUUUUCACUUUGAGGACAGUGACUGUGAGGAGAAAUCUUUGUCCCAAGAUGAUUCGCUGGACGGUAUGUCUGAUAUCAUGUGCGGCGAAAAUUUCAACACUUUAAAGAAGGGUCCCCACUGGACCGAAGUCAAACAGUCUACUUCGCCCAUAGAUCCGCCGCCCGAGUUCCAGGAUAACCCCAAGUACCCUUUGAUCGAAUUAUUCUGCAAUAAAUUGUCAUUGCAAAUACUCAUGCGGGCAAUGUUGGACUUUAGGGAAGCGCAGCUUCAAAAAUCGAUAAAUUGCCGCCGCUCACCAUUCCCGUCGCCUGUUCGUAAUUCCUACGCUAUUCCUAACCGUACUAGACACUUAUCCACGCGUCCUACUUAUUUUGUGUCCGAGUUUGUCCCGUUUAGUCCUUGCCACGCCCACCACCACACCACGCGACCCAAUUCGCGCAGCUCGCUCGGGGGUUCAUCUCGGCUGUCCUCCUCCCACAAUUCUCUCUCCCUUCCCACCACUUGCAAGGUGGAUGAUUCGACGUUCAUCACCCAGGCCGUUUCGCACGACACCCUCUCGUCGAAUCAAAUCAGCGAUCUCUACAAUGUACCUUUCGACAGCGACAUGUAUGCCGUCCCCGUAGACGUAGUUAGGCCUCCUCUCAAGCCCAGAAGGGGCGUCAUCGUCGCAGGCGGCGCUAAAAAGAGACGGAGAAACACAUCUUCCGGAUGUAGGGAGGCGGAAAUGAAAGGACAGGCGCCUGAGCCACGGAAAUCCAUACGGGAGAUCGGCAGUGGGAGGAAAAGUGUUGCCAGAUCAGAGCAGUCCCAUUGGUGUUUCCAGUCGGAAACGAAACGUCACAGUUUGGCGGGCACUUCGGCUACACACAGCACUGAACCCAUACACAUGACUCUGCAGGAGGUGAGACACUACCUGCAGACCCUAUAUUCUAGCUCAUCGGACUCGUCCGACACCAAGGAAAAUCCAUACAGACCCAAAACCAACUCGGCGCUCGUCGUUGCCAAUAAUAAGUACCACACCAGGAGUAUGGGAUGUAAUUUGAACAAUCAGCCGUCGAACCGCAAAAAGGCCACCUUCCUGAUCAACAUAAAAAAUAAAAAAGUAAAAGAUAGCUGCGAAAAUCCCAAAGCGUUGAUAUCAGCGUCCAAAAAAGAGGAGAAAAAACGCAGGCUGUUCGGUUUUAAGCAAGCCCUGUGCAAUAUUUUCCGUUUUCGACGGUUUUUGUCCAGCGAGGUAAAGACGGACAACGUAAGUCAAGGGCAGGGCGGCGGCGGCGACGAUCCACGCAACUCGCUCGGAGGUCGGGCUCUACCCCCCUUGCCUAACCACAAAGACGAGAACAUAGACCACGAAUUGGGCGCGACGCCCGAAGGAGAAGCGUUAGAUUUUGCCACCAGUAUACAGAGGGUUAAAGACUAUGGAUGGUAUUGGGGUCCGAUAUCGAGCGAAGCGGCGGAAAAGAUACUGUCCAAUGAGCCGGACGGUUCUUUCAUCGUCCGAGACAGCAGCGACGAUCAUUACAUAUUUUCACUAACCUUAAAGCUCAAUAACUGCGUGCGCCACGUCCGAAUCGAACACGACCAGGGGAAUUUCAGUUUCGGUAGUUGCACAAAGUUCAAAUCACAGACGAUCGUCGAGUUCAUCGAAAAUGCGGUCGAGCAUUCCAGGAGCGGCCGCUAUUUGUUCUUCUUGCACCGCAGGCCUGUCAUCGGCCCCGUCCGGGUGCAACUGCUCCAUCCCGUGUCCAGGUUCAAGCAGGUGCAGAGUUUACAGCACAUGUGCAGGUUCGUGAUUCACAAAAACGUCAGAAGAGAUUUGAUCCCCGACUUGCCACUGCCGCGGCGCAUGAUCGAUUACCUGAAUACCCCGCAUUAUUAUUCGGAACACUUUGUGGAUGUCCCGGAAGCGAGUAACGAAGAGGCGCCGCCUCCGUCCGAGCGAACGCCGUCGGACUUCGCCUCGACCCGCGCGAACAACGUCCGAAUAGUUAGUAAUCCUAUCGUACCUGUAAAUGACUACGUCGAACUGAAUAACAAUAGUAAUAGUAAUGGCGGCGUCGCGAACAACGUCGCGCGCGGACAAUCUUAGAUAUUACUAUGGG
This is a messenger RNA of Cylas formicarius (sweet potato weevil), 2448 nucleotides long. RefSeq lists its product as uncharacterized. The record is from RefSeq and is a predicted model, not a curated record. Gene Ontology annotation, molecular function: 1-phosphatidylinositol-3-kinase regulator activity. The transcript has 7 exons. Gene Ontology annotation, biological process: intracellular signal transduction; phosphatidylinositol phosphate biosynthetic process. Gene Ontology annotation, cellular component: phosphatidylinositol 3-kinase complex. The coding region runs from base 216 to 2435 and encodes 739 amino acids. Lineage: Eukaryota; Metazoa; Arthropoda; Insecta; Coleoptera; Brentidae.